CUCGAUUUCGUCAGAUCUCAUCUCCGUCUCUUGCGUUAAUUAUGCAAUGCUUCGUGGCUUUGGCAAUGUCACAAUUGAGUGGACGAACACAAUCACGCACCAUCUUCUCUUUGUCCCAACGACGAGGAAGCUCUAUCUAUUUCGUCUGCCAACAAUCUGUGCGGUGGGCUGUCUUUCGGAUGAAGGCAAGAGUCCCAUUCUCGAUCAGGUCAUGCGCGAUUAUUUUGAGCCACUGGAGACGGCGACUAAUAUCUGGCCACGCUUCAAGCAAGAGAUCAUCCUCUCUUACAGGAUCCUCUUCGGGCAGGACAAGGCGUCCCGGAAGCUCUAUCUCAAGGAUGUGAAACCCACCCUCGGGGACAACUCGGACCCGCUCAUGGACAUUUUAUCCACCAAAACAACAGGCAGCGCUCAGAUCCAAAACCUCCCGGGCGAGCUGUGGCCACGAGCCUGCAGGAACCGCGAGGAUAAGUUGAGAAAGCAAGGUGAAUACAGCAUCUCGGACGACCUUCCCAUGCUCGGACCCCGACUCCUGGUUCUUCAGGAACUCAAUCAGCGGCAGAGGCCGCGGACCCUGUGGACAUUUUGGAGGGACACUAGAGACAAGCCGAAAUGGUACACGUUUUGGCUGGUUCUCAUCGCUGGAGCUAUUGCGAUAGUUUUGUCUCUUGCGCAACUUGGCGUGUCGGUUGCUCAAUUAGUUGCAACUCCUUCUUGAUCUUAUCAAUUCGUAGCUAUUCAAGAUAUGAAUAGGUUGGCAAUAGCAUCUACAUAGAGUUCUACAGGAAAGGAUUAGCAUCAACGAUAUAGAAAAGGGUCUUUUUUUUGAGAAGGAAAAAGGGGGCAUCCCUGAUAGAUCGCAGUCUGAAUUUCAAUAUCUU
Molecule: messenger RNA, 881 nt
Organism: Phialemonium atrogriseum
Lineage: Eukaryota; Fungi; Ascomycota; Sordariomycetes; Cephalothecales; Cephalothecaceae
Exons: 2
Coding region: 47-718 (223 amino acids)
Source: RefSeq, a predicted model, not a curated record